AUGGAUCCUACACUCAAAUUUAUACUUCUGCUUAUUUUUCAAAUUCCAGCAAUUUUAGUUUCAAUCAUUAUAUUUAUAUAUUUUGCAUCUGAUCGUAACGCUCGUUCGAAACCAAAAAAUCACAUAUGGCUUAUUCUUCUUAUUCUUAACUUUCUGUACUUAGUUUCUGAUUUACCUAUGUCUAUGAGUUAUUAUUCUCAAGGUAAAAUAUGGGUAAAAAAUGAUGGCUAUUGUGUUUGGUGGAACUGGUAUGAAUCCUCACUAAAUACAUUAGGUUUAUGUCUAAUGGCUUGGGCAUCUAUCGAACGACACUUUUUUAUUUUUCAUUCUCAAACAAUCAUGAGAGUGCGAUGGAAAAUGUGGAUGGCACAUUAUAUUCCAAUUUUCUUAUGUUUUGCAUGGAUAUUAACAUUUCAUUUUAUAUUUAUUGUUAUUCCUCCAAUUUGUGUUAAUACAUGGUAUUUUACUGUAAAUAAGUGUGGUGCACCAUGCUUUUACACUGCAGAUAAUGGUUAUUAUGCACUGGUUGAGUUUAUCGUUAAUGUUGUUGCUCCACUUGGUGUGAUUACAUUUGCAAAUAUAUUUCUGAUUAUUCGUGUAAUAUAUCAAAAAAUUAUACAUCAUCAAGUCGUUAAUUGGCGUCGUCAUCGAAAAAUGACAUUUCAACUAUGGCUUAUUUCAUCUGUUUAUUUAGCUUUUUGGUUACCAUCGACUUUGUCGACAAUCAUUCAAUUGACUAUUAUGCCAACAUUUUUCGUUGAUCAAUAUGAUACAAUGGUAUUCUUUAUUUAUUUUAUUCCCUUAUUAUUACCAAUUGUAUGUUUGAAUACAUAUCCUGAACUAUUAAGAAAAAUAAAUGAAUUAAUACGAAGACGAAUUGCAAGAAAUCGGAUUGGUAUAUCGACUGUUCGAACUGUGCAUUAA
Adineta steineri is the source of this 924-nucleotide messenger RNA. The record is from the annotation of a GenBank genome assembly. Lineage: Eukaryota; Metazoa; Rotifera; Eurotatoria; Adinetida; Adinetidae.